Anolis sagrei ordinatus is the source of this 2875-nucleotide messenger RNA. RefSeq names its product potassium voltage-gated channel subfamily E regulatory subunit 4 (gene KCNE4). Lineage: Eukaryota; Metazoa; Chordata; Lepidosauria; Squamata; Anolidae. Gene Ontology annotation, cellular component: membrane. The record is from RefSeq and is a predicted model, not a curated record. Gene Ontology annotation, biological process: regulation of heart rate by cardiac conduction; regulation of ventricular cardiac muscle cell membrane repolarization; potassium ion export across plasma membrane. Gene Ontology annotation, molecular function: delayed rectifier potassium channel activity; transmembrane transporter binding; voltage-gated potassium channel activity involved in ventricular cardiac muscle cell action potential repolarization.
UUCAACCAGUUAAACUGCAGACCUUCGAGUUCAUGCACUGACUCUAGGAUGAAAGUAAUGUAAACUCUCAAGUCACGUGAUGAAUGAAACAUUUCUCCAGCAGCUAUUAAUUCUGGAAGCAACCCAUGAAACUUUCAGAACUCAGGAACCGAGUAGAUUCGUUGUCUCCUCAGAGCUUUGGGAAGCUUGGAAUUAUUUGCAGUCUCACGUUCCGACUUUCCCCAAAGUGCUUUGAUGUUCACAAUGGAACAUCAAAAUAUGACCCUGCCUGUGGUGGUGGCUGCUGCUAGCUCUGGUCCUGCUGCUUCUACUCUUGAGAAAGGAGGAGGGAAUGGAAAUGAAUACUUUUACAUCUUGAUUGUCAUGUCCUUCUAUGGAAUCUUUCUAAUGGGAAUCAUGCUGGGAUACAUGAAAAGCAAGAGAAAGGAAAAGAAGUCCAACUUGAUGCUGCUCUAUAAAGAUGAGGAGAGGGAGUGGGGACAAGCAGUCAAGCCUCUGCCAACCAUCUCAGGACUGAGAUCUGUCCAGAUUCCCAUGAUGUUAAGCAUGCUGCAAGAGAGUAUGGCACCGGCUCUUUCUUGCACCCUCUGUUCCAUGGAAGGCAGCAGCGUGAGUGAGUCUUCCUUGACAGAUGUUAACCUCACAAUUGAAGAGGAAGUACCUGGUGCUGAACUGGGGGAAACGGCUGAAAUUGCUCUCCUAAAUGACAGCAGUGAAGGCUCUUCAGAGAGCAUCCAUCAGAAUUCCUAGCAGCUUCUUUCCUCAAAUGAAAGACUAACAAUUCCCAAUUUUACAUCCUGCCUUGAACCAUAUACUUUUCAAAUGGGAAAGGGUAAUCAUUAUGUUGUAAGAAGCAGAGGAGCUGAAGUAGCAAUGACUAAUGUGUAAUAGAAUGUCUCUUUUGUUAUGUCAGAAGGAAAAUUUCUUCCCUGGCAAAUCUCUUAAUGUAGCCUCUGCUUCCUUCACAAUAUAGGAAAACCUUGGGAAGCAGACUGAUUUGUAAAUGACUUAUGUUUUGACAGCUAGCCUUGUGGAUUUUUGCUGCUGAUUUUUUUCAACAAUCUUUUGGGUAUACUAAGGGAUACUUUUGGGUAUACUAAGAAUGCAAUGCAAAGUAAGAUCUUUGCUUCAAUCUGUUGCUGAAGGAGCACACUUGAACAAAAUCUCGACACUCCAAAUCAGCAGAGUUAUGUAGGAAUCAGGAGUCUUGUGUGGGUAUAUCUGAGCAAGAACAGAUUUUGGGGAUAAAUUUUAUGUGAAUGCCAAUGAAAUAAAUAAAUUAUGCCAAUGGAAAUUGUGAUUGCAUUUACACAACCAUAGAUUUAUGUCAACAGAGCCUGUGAUCACAGUUCAUAGGGCUACUUAAUCUCACUUUCUUUUAAUGACAAUGGUGAAAGCAACUCAAUACAAUGGAAUGAAAGUGAGGCUCCCAUGCCUCAUUAACUUUGUGAUGUAUCCAUUUCAGUUUGAAAAAUUGCCUUAAUGUAAGAAGGAGGAUGGCUCCUUUAACAAUUUAUACCACUCAUAAAUUAGAAAACUCAAACCAUAGCUGAAGUUCCUAAAAAGAUGGUGUCAAAGUAUGCUGUAUUGCUGGUUUCCCUCUUCUGCUCAGCACUUCAGCUUCUGCGUUUUGGGGAAGUCUGGAUAUGGUGCAUGAACUGAAGCUGCGAAAUUCAGACAUUGUACAAAAUUACAGAUGGAUAACCUGUCUCACUCCAGAUUUCAGACAUCCAGUAUAACUAGUAUAACCAGUCCAACCAUAGCUGAAGGUUGAUAUAUUCACCAAACCUGCAUUAAACUAUGAUUAGCAAAAUGAAGCAUUUGCAAACACACUUCAAGCCAAGAUUAUUAAAAUGCUGGUUUCAUAGCUGGCUAUAAACCAAUGUUUUGUGAGUUUAGGGACUUCAUCACAUUGAAGCAGGGAAGUAUUUGGCAGAGUAAAACUCCGUUUUGAUGAUUUCCCUAUCUUCAUCACACUGUUAAAUCGAUCACUGUUACUCAGUUGUAUUCAGCAUUCUUUGAGUCUCAUGCCAGCUUAUGGUUACUUUUGACCAUUGUUUCGCAAAAUAUUGCAACUGAACUAUGUGUCAAUUGUGUUACAAAAAUAGGCAAAUUUUAAUGAAGGUUAUAACAUUGAACUUCCAGUGCUAUGAUUAUUUUAAUCAGGCAUUGCAUUUCACAAUGACAUCAAUAUGUUGACUGGUUUUGACAACAGAAAAGUUGCCAAAAUGCCUGUCUGACUGAGUUAAACAACUUAGAAACAUGCUUAUUGUCAUGGGAAAGAAGUUUGGGAAAACAGCAUGAAAAGGAGACAGGGAGAAAAUCAGGUCAAAGCUCCCUUUCCAAUUCCAGCUCCAAAUUCAUUAUAGUAGGGUUGGUCUAAUGUCAUGGAUCAAAAAGAAUGGUCAUUUCAUCUUUCUGAUGUCAUAGGAGAUAGCUUUGUUUUGUUUAUAGGAAGCUUCAUUACUCAUUGACAAGUAGCUGCAAAUCUCAUUAAAGGCAAUGGGAAUAUUUUUAUGGAGUCUGCUAAACAACCCAUGAGCACAAAACUUAGGUUAUUUUAUUCCAAGAGGAGCUGUUAAAACUUUUCAAAGAAGCCAAGUUAACUUUUGGCAUUUUGCCUGGAAUCACUUGAAAACUGAAACUUUCCAACUCAGACUAUUGUUGGAGUUGUCACGUUUUAUUCCUUGCUGAAUCCUCAUGCCUUUUCACACAUAUCUUUUUGUGACUUUCCCUCUCCCUUCUUUGUUGUUUUGAAAGACAAAUUUGUAUAUACUUUGAUACCAGAUUGUAUAUAUUUGUCUUACAUAUUUAUGUUUAAUUGGUUCUUUCUGGUAACACUUUUUAUUUAAAUAAAGGAAUCACUUUGUGUGUA